CAAAUGCCUUCUCUCCUCUCUCUACCAAUGCAAGCUCCUUGCUACAGCCGAAAGGGGAAAAAGAAAUAAAGAAAUAAAAACAGUCAACGUUAGGGGGUGGAAUAUGAGAUGUCUUGCGUGCGGGAUAUCUAAAAAAUCAUAAUCUCCCACCACUUCCUCAUGCCUUGAAUCCUUUCUCAUGGCCUCUUUUACGGGCCCUAACACCAUUUCAAAUGGCAGUCUCGCCUCUAGAUCUCUUGGUCUUCUUGUCUGUGGGUACUGCUCAUGGAUCUUCUCCUUCUCUCUCUUACUGUCAAAACCCACCUUCUCUGCAGCUUCUCCUUCUCCUGAGAACAUACCCACAUCCAAUCCUCCUUUAAAAACAGCUGUAACCAUUAACACGAGCCAUCGAAUUGUCAUAGCUCUCAGCAUUUCUACUCUUUUCCUCACUUGGAUCCUUCUCAUGGCCUACUUCAGCUGCCUCAGAUUCAAAGCCAAUAAGAAAAUCAGCCACCAGGAAGAAGGCAGGGAAUGCGAAUCAAAGAAGACCCAUGUUCCCGAUCAGACCGAUUCAGCCUCUCGUUCGAGUUGUGGAGAUCUCAUUGUGAAGGAGAAGACUUCGGUGUGGAGAUUCGAGUGGGAUGAGAUCGAGCAGCUUUCAUUGAAUUUCUCUUCUGUGAUCGGAGAAGGCGGUUUUAGCAUGGUCUACCUGGCUAGAUUCUCAGAUUCAACUUUUGGCGCGCUUAAAAUCCACAGGAAUAGUGAACGGCUCUGUCGGGUGUUUAAGCAGGAGCUUGCAGUCUUGAUGCAACUACACCAUGAAAACAUCGUGAAGCUAAUAGGAUACUGCGACGAACGAGAAGAAGGUGUUUUGGUGUUUGAGUAUGUCUCUAAUGGAAGCUUGCAUGAUAAGCUACACGGUCAGGGAGGGACGGGUAACCUCCUUCCUUGGAACCGUCGGAUGUUGAUUGCAUUCCAGCUUGCUCAAGCAAUUAAAUAUCUCCACGACAACUGCCCUCUCCAAAUCAUCCACAGUGACAUUAAAGCCUCCAACGUACUCCUUGACGAUCAGCUCAACUGCAAGCUCUGUGAUUUCGGGUGUGCUAAGAUGGGAUUUUCAUCUACGAUCCUUCCGUCAUCGAUGAAUCCAGUGAUGGGUUCUCCUGGUUACGUCGAUCCGCAUUACAUGAGGACGGGAAUCAUCUCGAAAAAGAACGAUGUCUACAGCUUCGGGGUGCUUCUUCUCGAGCUGAUUACAGGAAUUGAAGCAUUUUGCACUGAGAAACAGCAGCUCUUAACAUCUCUAGCCGUCCCGAUAUUGAGAGAUACAACAAAGGUGACGGAUAUGAUCGAUUCCCGGUUGGCAGGAGAAUUUGAUGAAGAGGAAGCAAUGGCAAUGGCUUCCAUCUCUGCUCUUUGCCUUCAAGGACAGCCUAGCUUGAGGCCUUCAAUGGCCGAGAUCUUGCGGACAAUGAGAGAUCAGAUCUCGUCGGUAUCCUUCGUUGCCGGAAGAUUGAAAGAAAAUGGCACGAGGGAGAUGUAAAUUUCACUCUUCAUAGUAAAAAGAAAACAGAAAAGAAAAAGAAAA
Molecule: messenger RNA, 1567 nt
Organism: Magnolia sinica
Lineage: Eukaryota; Viridiplantae; Streptophyta; Magnoliopsida; Magnoliales; Magnoliaceae
Product: salt tolerance receptor-like cytoplasmic kinase 1
Exons: 2
Coding region: 179-1522 (447 amino acids)
Biological process (GO): protein phosphorylation
Cellular component (GO): plasma membrane
Molecular function (GO): ATP binding; protein kinase activity
Source: RefSeq, a predicted model, not a curated record